Messenger RNA from Cavia porcellus (domestic guinea pig), 3950 nucleotides. RefSeq names its product four and a half LIM domains 5 (gene Fhl5). The record is from RefSeq and is a predicted model, not a curated record. The transcript is spliced from 6 exons. Gene Ontology annotation, biological process: positive regulation of transcription by RNA polymerase II. Bases 387 to 1238 code for a protein of 283 amino acids. Lineage: Eukaryota; Metazoa; Chordata; Mammalia; Rodentia; Caviidae. Gene Ontology annotation, cellular component: Z disc; nucleus. Gene Ontology annotation, molecular function: transcription coactivator activity.
GGAACAUAUACCACUUACUAUAUAAAUUCAUACUAUCUACUAAGAAUUCCUCUAAUAGCUGUCUCAUCAAUAUGCAAGUAUUUCUUCAAAUCCAACUAUUGACUCCUGUGGCCACUUUCAUGUUUUGAAUUGAAGAUUUCAAGGGACCAGAUGAACAUCAUUAAAUGAAGUCACACAGCAUGGAUGUGACGUAACAAUUGUUACCAGCUCAUAGGGAAAGAGGCAGAAGCAGGAAAUGUUAGGUCCACAUCAGAGGUGCAGAAAGCAAGUAACCACCCUGGGUUAGUCUGUUCAAGUCGAAGGCUAGAAUUUCCCAAGAAAAAAGUAGAGGCUACAACUCAGGAUCAUCUCUCAAGCUGCAACGAACUCCACAGGAUUAAACCGAAAUGGCAACCCAAUUUGACUGUCAACACUGCACAUCAUCACUUCUUGGGAAGAAGUAUGUACUAAAGAAUGACAACCCAUACUGUGUUUCCUGUUAUGAUCGUUUCUUCUCUAACUAUUGUGAAGCAUGCAAAGAACCAAUUGAAUCAGAUUCCAAGGAUCUUUGUUACAAAGACCGGCAUUGGCAUGAAACAUGCUUCAGGUGCACCAAAUGCUAUCACUCUUUGGUGGAAAAUCCCUUUGCUGCCAAGGAUGAGCGCCUCCUCUGCACGGAAUGCUAUUCUAAUGAGUGCUCCUCCAAGUGCUUCCACUGCAAGAGGACCAUCAUGCCUGGUUCUCGCAAAAUGGAAUUUAAGGGGAACUACUGGCAUGAAACCUGCUUUGUGUGCGAAUAUUGCCGGCAACCAAUAGGGACAAAGCCUUUGAUCUCCAAAGAGACUGGCAAUUAUUGUGUGCCAUGUUUUGAGAAGGAAUUUGCUCAGUACUGCAACUUUUGUAAAAAGGUGAUAACUUCUGGUGGGGUAACAUUUCGUGACCAGCUAUGGCAUAAGGAGUGUUUUCUGUGUAGUGGCUGCAGGAAAGAGCUUUGUGAAGAAGAGUUUAUGUCCAGGGAUGAUUAUCCAUUCUGCUUGGACUGCUAUAACUGUCUUUAUGCCAAAAGGUGUGCAGCCUGUGACAAACCUAUUUCUGGUCUAAAAGGUGCCAAGUUUAUUUGCUUUCAAGAUCGCCAGUGGCAUAGUGAGUGUUUUAACUGUGGGAAAUGCUCCAUCUCCUUGGUGGGCGAAGGCUUCCUGACCCAGAACAUGGAGAUCUUCUGCCGGAAAUGUGGCUCUGGGAUGGACAGCGACAUCUAAUUUCCCCAGCCGAAAUCCGCCUUGCCUUUGUUCUCACUAAAUCCGGAACUCAGUUGCAGUAGUAUUCUUGACUUACCUCUUAGAAAAUGUUGAAGUAGGGUUUAUAGCAGAAACGAUUUUACAUGCAUUGCGAAUGAACUGUAUAAUGAGAUAAAAAAGCACAAAUUAGUAUCUACUAAAUCACAGUCACCUCACCUUGCAUUCAGCUGUUAGAAACACAGGAGCAUAUCUCUUUUAAACAAGUGUGUGACCUGUACCUACGAGCUGUGAAUAUUACUUAUGAAGAGUGGCAUUUUUCAAAACUAUGGAGUAAAACAAAAAUUCAGAUUGAGAGGUACACAUAAGGCCAAUGUUUGCAUUUCUAGCUAGCCGGUUAUAUGUUAUGUGAUACAUUAAGAAUUUAGAAGAGAGAUGACUAUGCUAUCACAUUUAAGAAUUAUAUCAUUUUAAAAUAAUUCUGUUAUUGUUCAUAUAUCCUGGCUUUAAAAAUGGAAAAUAAGUCCACAAUUUGGUCUCACGCAUUGCUUCCGUGGUUAGUUUGUCCCUGUGUUCAGCUGGCGGGAUGUGAGAACUAUAAAUGUUACUGCUGUCAGUAACAUAGGUAUAUGUAUAAAGGUAUAUUUCAUAGGUAUAAAGGGGAGCAUUUCUGCCUGUGCAUCACCAAAGCAGUGAUCUCAACACAGCUGGUCUUAAAAGCUCCCAGUGAUUUUUUUAAAUGCUUAUGGGUUCCAUGAAGUCAAAGUCUUCCUUCAAGUGAAGCUAACCAUGAAAAUGAUUGUCCCCAGUAGCAAAACUUGGAAGCAAACGAAACAUUAAAUCAUCACUUGUGAAAAUGAAUUAAAGAAGAGACUGAGUGUUGGAACAUGACUUUCAUUCAGAAACCUAAAGGCAUAAUAGAAUAUAUAAUUAGCUCCCAUUCAUGGAUUUUGCCUUCUAAAAUUGUAAAGAUGAUUAAUGAACAGAUAUGAAUACAGGUUUUUAAGAAAUCUAAUAAAAAUGAAAAGGAAUAAUUUUUGGUAAUUCAAACCCUGUGAACAGUAGAGAAACAUGGGUCACAGGUGAGCCCCCCCACCGCUCCCCUGCACAGUGAGUGCCAUGUGCCUUUCCCACACUCAGCCUUACCCCCGGGCACCAGUUUGCUGCAUGACCAGAAGCUUCCCAGCUAACCCCAGAUCCCCACUCGACAAUUAAGUCAAUACAUAUUAAGUCACAAGGAAGAAAGUCUUCGUGAACAAGUUCUUUGGAGACGCUGUACCACAUAUGUGUCUCUUACCACCUUCUCUUAUAGCAGACCUUGUGUAGGGUAGAGAGAGGUCAGAAGAAGCUCAUCUAGACAUACUUAUGUGCCUGCUUUCAGAAUGCGACGGCAUUUUAAUAAUGCUGGGUAAAAUAAUUAUAAGCUGGGCCUGAUUACAAUGAUUGAAAUAACGUCACAGUCAGAAUUAUGAUCAAAAGAAUUUUUGAAUUACUUUUAAAUACAAGAAUUCCAGAGACUUUAACAACUGGGAGAUACUAAUAAAAGGUCAGGGUACACAGGUUAUUUGAAAAGUACAAUUGAAAUCAACAAUGCCAUCAUUUAAUAUCUCAAAUUCACAAGGUAAAAUGCAGGCCAAACUAUCAAAAUUUGUCCUGCUUUAUAUGAAAUUGCACAUUAUAAAAAAAGUAUCAAUUGUUCUAUUUUCUAGAAAAUGAUCAUUUAUUACAUCUGUAGAAUGCUAAACCAUUCAAUAUCAGUAUAGUUAGCAUGUAACAUUUUCUCUGUUGACCAAUUAUAUAUAGUUAUCUAUAAUAUCUAUAUCUAUAUCUAUAUCUAUAUCUAUAUCUAUAUCUAUAUCUAUAUCUAUAUCUAUAUAACAUGUUUUCUUAACCUAUUUGUAGUAUUUAGGCAUUUUCCUGUGUGUGUAGGGGUUAGGAUGCAUACAAUCAGGUUUGCAUUUUAUCUUUAUAAUUAAAAUUUAUAGUUUCACUUCCUUUUAUUAUCUUUUUAAGUAUAGCUUAGUAUGCAUAUUUCACAUAUAAAUAGUUCUAUAUUUAGAAAGCAGCUUAGUCACCAAACAGAUAUUUAAACAUGUGCUAUGGUAGGAUUAGACCUUAGACUGUUGCAGUUUUGAACUGCAGGGAGGGCAGGAGGGUGGGUCCUGGUGCAGAAAUAUGGAAGUGACAGUGCGGAGUCCUUCCCUAGAGCUUACAGAAAGCACCGCUGCAGACACAGCACACGUGCAAAACUACUGAGAAAAACCUUGUUACACUGUAUGACAUACAUACAAAGAUAACUAUGAAAAUCACAGUUAAUUUAUUUGACGUAUAUAAUAAAGCGAAGAGCAUAUCCAAAAGCAAAAUGGGCUGCAUCAGGCAAGAGAGGACUCCUUAUGGCUCAGGUGACAUCUGAACAGGCAGGGAAGUAGUUAGAAGCAAACUUUGAGAGUUAGUAACAGCCAGAUGGCUUGGGAGUAGCAGGAAAACUGUGUCAAAAGACAAAAAACUGAGAUUGCUAAAAGAGAAAGGGUCAGAGGAAGAGAAAGUAUUAACUUUUAAGAAAAAGGUAUAUAACAGGCCGUAGGAAGUUUUUAAAUAAAGGAGAAAGAAUCAUGACAGUGUUUCAGAAACAUUAUGCUAAUGAACGUGUGUGAGCUAGGACUGCAGUGGCAGGUUUCCAAGGGUGAGGUUUCUCACUGCAUAAUGUGUUUGCUUCACGGCUACAAAAGUGAAAAA